Molecule: messenger RNA, 1195 nt
Organism: Oncorhynchus keta (chum salmon)
Lineage: Eukaryota; Metazoa; Chordata; Actinopteri; Salmoniformes; Salmonidae
Product: phosphatidylinositol-glycan biosynthesis class F protein-like
Exons: 6
Coding region: 282-941 (219 amino acids)
Biological process (GO): GPI anchor biosynthetic process
Cellular component (GO): endoplasmic reticulum membrane
Source: RefSeq, a predicted model, not a curated record
GUCCAAGCAUUUGACCUUGCCCGGCACCAUGUUUACGGAAGUGAGUGAGUCUGAUGAAUGAACACUACAUUAUCGUCAGUGUCUAUGUGAAAUGUAGAAAAACUGUCACGUAUAGUUAAUUUGUCUCAUUUAGAAUAGUAGCUACUGUCAUACGUCUGAGGAUGAAGCUAGCUAGGCCACAAAAGCAGUAGCUAGCAGCCAAAAAACGUCAACGUCGCAACAUCUCAGAAGCAAGAGGUUCUCAAUUACAGGUAGACCUGACCAGACCUCUCUCCAGCACCAUGUGGGACCAGGAGAUCAGACAAAUGGCGUCCAGCCACGCCAUCAUGGCGUCAGGGGUGUUUAUGGCGACAGUGGUGCCAGCGGUGCUAGUGCCAGGUUUCUCUGUGUACGGGACACACCUGCUGUGGCUGUACUCUGUUGCAGGGGCGGUUGCCGUGGUCAACAUCACCCUGUUCUGGCUGCUGGGGGUCAGCUCCCCCACCAAGAAACACACUAUCACCUACAAGGUGUCUAGGUUGGUACGUUCCUGUCUCUACCUGCUCCUCUCCUGUCUGUUCUUCCACACUGUAGUGAUCCUGUAUGGAGCACCGCUACUGGAGACUGCGUUGGAGACUUUCUCUCUGGCUGUGUUGUUGACCAGUCUGACCACUCUGCGGUGUGUCUGUGUCCUUGGGCCCAACGUCCAGGCUUGGAUAAGAGUGUUCAGCCGACAUGGGGCCAUGUCGGUGUGGGACACCUCUCUACAGAUGGUGGUCGGCUGCAGUGUUGUCGGAGCCUGGCUAGGAGCCUUCCCCAUCCCAUUGGACUGGGACCGGCCCUGGCAGGUGUGGCCCGUCUCCUGCAGUCUGGGUGCAGUGAUUGGUUACCUGACUGGGCUAGUCGCCGCCCCUGCCUGGAUCCACUGGCACCGCAAACACCUCACCUACAAGAUCAAGUGAUGGACUGGGGAGAGAGUGAGUGAGGAAGUGAUGGACUGGGGAGAGAGUGUUCAUUUCUGUACGUGCAUAUGGUUUAUAGGUCAGUCCUCCAGGCAGCUGAUCCAUUAUCCCUGUAGUAAUCCUGCUGUAUUCCAUUGGUAUCUGAAUAUGUACUGGACUGUUGGAGUGGACAGGCUCUCUCCUGUAAAAUAUGUUGCCUUCAAAAAAGAUUCCAGACUUACCCCUUUUGACAAAUAAAGUCUUAGUUCUCUACA